CUUAAACGAAGAUUGCAAGAAACCGGCGUUCAGAUCUAAACGCUUUUUAAUUUAUUGCCAACGCUCCGACGAAAAGUUACGAUAACGACAACAACAACAACGUCUAUUUAAUUAUUGUUCGGUUUUUUCUAAUUUUGAAGAAAAGACACUGCUUUCUGAAAAUUUGGUCAUAGACAAAAACAGGGUUUCGAAAUAGUGUUUACUUACGACAUUCGAAACAGACAGCCCGUUUGUAUAUAAGCGAAUACCAAUAACACAGACCAACUGAACGCGAUCUAACUUAAUAUAUCGCUUAACGUUACUGAAAGGUAACCCGAAAUAGUACUAUCCUCGCACAUAUAUAGAAUAUAUCGAAAUUUUUAUAGUUGCACCUAUUCAUUUUUGGUCGAUCCUUUCACAAUGUAACUCGGCAACCGAAUAUUGUGGGUUAAAGUGUUAGCAUGAAAUAUUCGUUAAGAUGCAAUAUUUUUUUGAGCGAAUUUUGAAAAAUGCAUACUGUGGCGUUUAAGAGACAUUGCAGAGCGACUAGCAGCCGUAAAGGACAAUGUAUUUUGGCGGGAAACUACAAAAGACUUCUUUCAUAGGCAGUCGGAUACUGAUGACUGGUUAUGUGCAGGAUACCAUCAAAUUAGAAAAAUUGGUCGGCUUUUGGUAAAUGAAGGAAUUUGCUUUUGCAGGCCAUUCUCCCGACCACAAAUAGAAGAAGUCUAUUUUAUUCAUUGUUGAUUGCUUUUUGUGUACAAAAAACUGCGAAUGACACGAACAAACAUGGUUCUGGUCUCACCGUUUCUUAUUUGUGAUUUUCUGCAGGGGAGCAGUUUGCAAAAAAACGUGUGUUGUUUAAUUUUUACUGGUAACAUAUCAUGUUGGAGCAGCUGUUAUAACUAUAAUACAGAGUAUUUUAUCAUUUGAAUUAACUAUAUUUUUCUACUGCAGUGUUUGUUCCACUGCCCAGUGACAAUAGGUGUUAUUUUUAAAUAUACGCUGUUUUAAACUGCAUAGCGAAAAUAUCCUAUGAUAAAUAUUGUGUUUAUUGAAAUUCCUAAUUAAUUUAGGCAAGGCGUUUUCAAUUUACGUCCACAGGACAUACUAAACUUAGAUCGUGUUGCACGGGUCUCUACACUCACGAUGUUUUGUUCUAGAUCACUGCGAUAUAGUAUUCAAGCAUCGGAAUAAGUAUACGUCAAUAGGGAACGACUGAGAAAAAGAUGGGGUUGAUAGACAACAGAAAAAGGGGUAAGUUAUCAAGGCACGCGCUCAAACGCAGUUAGUUAAUGUUUCAUCGUUCCGACAGUUAAGGAGACACGCGAGGUUUUAGUCCAGAAACGUCAUUUCUUUGGUAGAUUGUGCACUUCUGUUAACAUAUUGCUUAAUAUGCCACUAAAAUUAGAUCUAGCUAUUUUUACAUUGAUAAAACAUAAAAUAAAUGUUUCUACAAAGGUUACUUGAAUGAUCAAUUUUUGUAGUCGCAAUGCUGGGUCUAAGAGGCAAGGGAAAUAUUUUCCUCAUGCCUGGGAAGAGGUGCUCCUUUUAAUCAAUACAAGAAUGAUUUUUUAUUAACAUAUUGUUAAAACCGAUAUUAUUGUUUGAGCUUCUUCUCACAAAAUGGCUACCAUACGAUCGAACUGAACCUCAAACAGCAAUAUUUUUUAUUCAGUAGCGUAAAUAUAUCAUCCAUUUAGAUGGUUUACGAAUAUCCGGAAAUGAGCGGUUUGUGUCGAGGGUAAAUUUCUUAUAAAAGCAGUUUGUAUGAUAAGGCCGAAACAACUCAAAAAAAUUUAGGGUAGCCGCGAUAUAUGUGGCAUCUUAUGUUAAGUAUCUUCAUUCACACAAGUUGUGUAGCAUGUGUGGGACUUGAAGCAGUGACUCCUGAUCUCUCAAAUGUUAUAUUAUACAACUAGCUCAAACUCAUUUCUUUUGACCAAGGCCUCUAUAUAAAUUUUCAAGUUAAUUUUACCCUAUGCUGUUAUGAAUCUUGGAUAUAAACAUUUUAACCUGAAUAUUUCAAUUUCUUCAUAAUAGCACCAGUUCGCUGGUACUUCUGGCAAGCCUAUUUCUAUUUUUUGCUUAUUAUAGACUUCGCUUGCUUUGUUUUUUACUGUUGCACACACGCAAUUUUAAACUCGAAUUUGGCGCGCUUGAUACGAAUGUGGUCCGUUAAGGUGGUACCAAAUGUGGUACAAUUGACGCCGCUACAAGCUCGUCGUCGUUUAGCUAGUGAUGCUGAUGGUAGCUAACACUUGGUGGUCGUAGUGGGCUGUGCACAACGCCUGGCCUGACGUCAUUUGUCGAGUAGCUACUGCUGCAGGAGACUUGAAGUACAACUGCAACAGCGUCCGCAGUAGCGGUGGUUGACACUACACGGCUUGGCCUGGUGGGCCUGCUGCUCGUCUUUACCUUGAUUGGACUUGUUCAAGCGACAGAAUCAGUACACGCCGUUUCGUAACUAUUAUCUGCCAGUUAACUACUGAUCGUUGCGAGGUGAAGCAGCACAGGGACGAUAAACGAUCAGCUAGUUAACCGGGAAGGCUGCAAGACGAACAGACAGGUAGGCAGGCAGGUAAGAACUGCCAGACUUCGUCGCACCAUUGUAGCCGCCGGCCUGUGGUGAGGUGAGGAAGCGCCGUGAACUUCUACUAACUUAGGACGGUCAGCCUCGAGCAGUCGUCGUAAUCAUGUAAUAACGUUGUGUGUGGCACUUUCACCUGGGAUACAAUAAACCGGCGACCAGCAGUAAACACAAUCGAGCCAACUUCGAGACAUCCAGGUCUCACUCAGCUAACGUAUGAACGGAACCAGCAGCAGCAGUCUGCAAACCCUAGGGACACCGUAAUGGUGCAGCCAGACAGGUGCCAGUUGUUAAACUAGUGGUGCUCAGUUUAUGCAGUUGUUUAGAGAGAGAAGGGGAAGAAAGCGAGAGGGGAACGAGACAGAACUUUGAUAUAGCUAAGCGAUUCGGGUAGACUCUCAGCCCUUCAGACUCAUCCGGUUUCGUGGGAUUGUCCGCGGUGGAAGAGUAUUCUCAUCUGAAGAUUUGCGGCGGUGCUCUAAUCUGCAAUAGGAGGUGGUGUCGUGUCCAUCCGAUCCGUUUCGGUGUGGGUGGUCGACCCCAUCGCCACUGAUUUUACAGCGGGAAUAAGGGUCUCGUUUGGACAUCUCUCAGCCCAGGGGCGUUUGUUGCUCACAAAGGGUUUUCCGUCCAUUGUCUCCGCCAGCUUCAUCGGCGCCAGCAGCGUCCAUCUUCAGCAGCACUUCAACAGCGUGGCCUCUUCCGUCGGCUGAUCGAGUUCGAGUUGAUUGACACCCCAUCGGUGGGGUUCCAGGUCGUCUACAACUGCUUCAUCUGCGCGAGCUUCCACUGGUACAUGUACAAGCCGGAUACAGAACCUGAGCAAUAGGAAGACUAAGGAAUAUAGUCCUGCUCGAUCCCUCCAAAUUGCUCGCAUUGGUCCCGUGAUAGCGUAAUGGGUAACGUAUUUACCUACUAAUGUUAGGGACGCGUGGUGGUUUAGGUUCGCAGCUAAGCGUAGACACACUUUAUUUUGUGUUAGAAAAGGCCGGCUGGCUAAAAUAAUUCUUAAUAGCGGUACUGGACGUAAAACUCGAGAAACACUAAUUUAUUUUGCUUAGAUUCGAGAACGAAUGUCGACGAUAGGGGAUCGCUUAUGUGAUAGUGUUUGGCAGUUGUAUUGUUUCCAUUAAUCACCUUAUGCUUUAGUCAAAGGCAAAACAGGAACUGAGUCAAAUAGAAUAAAAAUUAGCGAAAAGAUGGGUAAAUAGAAUGAAGUGGCUACCCUGGCUAUGUUGGUCCCCUCUUAAUGAAUGGCCGUACCGUGUAGCGCAAGGGUGUCCGAAUAAUGAGAAAACAAAAGCUGCUUUUAUUAGCAAUCUUGAAGCUAGUAACGUGUAACUUAUUAGCUGUGCACUUGUUGGUCGCCCCUAAAAAAGACCAGUAGUUGCGUAAGCGGAAUAUCAGAACGCUACUUAGCAAGAUUGCAUAGGAUAGAAUUUUCAGGAACGUUCACAGGGAAUAAGAUCACUGCUGUUCUGUAUAACUACUAAAGAUAUGGAGACUACGCCAGUAUGAUCGGCAAAAUGUUACUCCGCUUGGCCGGAAAGUCCAUCUGGCAAUUUUAUUAAUACAGAUAUAAAUGUAUCAUUCACAAAUAUAAUGAAAUAGUAAGAUUGUUAUAACAAAGAAAACUAAUUACUGUUCUGUGAAGACGUAACUAUAAAGCCUCAAAAUAAUGGUACCUGCUCCGCUUUUACAAUUUAUUAUUCCGCACAUAGAAGUUCGUAGAUACUCUUGUAUGGAGCUAUUGAGAUUAUGCUAAUCCAUAGAAUAAGAAGCUAAAGGAGUUAAGUUAACAAACUAAAGAAACUGCUUCUUGGUAAAAUUUGCUGCAUGUGUAGGGAUAAACACGUUGAACGAAACUUAAUCUCUCCGUUAAGCGAUGACGUAUUUUUGUCUUUCCAAAUGUAAGUUGGCAUAUAAAUCCGCCUUACGUUUAAGUUAUUCUCGUUUGAGCGUUUUCAUUUCGACAUAAUUUAAAGGCCCAGCUGGAGUUUCCGGAAUACCGUCAUUUCCCAAAGGAGAUCUAUAGUUUUCAGUUUUUUGACGUGUACACCUUGGUCGCAAAUGCUGGACACGAAUUUCUACUAAAUUUGCCUGUCGUCCCACUGUCUACUCUUUAUAAACGGAAACGCGAAACGACUGAAGGAAACAAGUUGGUUUUCAGAAUUCGGAUUCUUCCCUUUUGACUAUCCACAACAUAGACAAUGUCGCACAUCAUUAUUCGACUCCAGAAUCUCCCAUGGGAGGCCAAUUCGCAAGAUAUUCGUCGGUUUUUCGAAGGCUUGUCGAUCCCCGAAGGAGGGGUCCACAUCGUGGGCGGCGACAGAGGCGAUGCCUUCAUUGCAUUUGCAACAGACGAAGACGCCCGCCAGGGAAUGGCCAAGGACGGCCAAGAAAUCAAAGGCAUAAAGAUUAAGCUUCUUCUUAGCUCCAACAACGAAAUGCAGAAAAUCGUCGAGCAGGCCCGUCAAGCCCAUCUGAAUAUGCUAAGUAGAGCGCAGGUCGCACCGAUCGCCGCCCCUGUCGUUCCUCUGCCAGUGGUAACAGCACCCAAAAUACUGGAAGUAGCCAAGAAAAGUCCCGAGGUCGUCGUAAUUAAGGAGGACCCACCUCGUAAGAGAUCCCGCUCUCGUUCAAGGGAUCGCAGACGAUCGCGAUCAAGGGAGCGCAAACGAGAUCGUUCCCGCGACCGAAAAAGGUCUCGAAGCAGGUCCCGCGAUAGAAACAAUCGUAGCCGCGGGGGAAGGAGGAGGUCCCGUUCAAGAUCCAGAGAUCGUAGAGACCGUAAUGGACGUGACAGGAGACGAAGCGAUGAUAUGAAAGAUGGCAACAGUCGUGAUCUACCUGGCGAGCGUGAUCAGCAAUCACAGCCAGCAUCGGAAAAUAACGAUACACCCGUGUGGGAGCCUGGCAUGCAGCCGGGAGCUGCUGCCCUGGGCGGUGCCGCAUUAUCUCUAAUAGGUUUACCGGGCUUGGGAGGGCUACCAGCCAAUUUCACCAAUUUGCUUCAAGGCAUGCAAGGUGGGCUUCCGGUCAAUCCACUGGUAAUGGCGCAAGCCCUCGCGCAAACUGCGGCCGUCCAACAGACUGCUACAGUUCCCGCUUUGCCCACCAUUCCUGAAUUGGCCCAACCCAGACCGAACGUAUCACCGGCUGUCACUCUUCCUACGGUCCCUAAGAUCGCCGGACUAAAGAACGCCCUUCUCCCGACUCCGGAUGCCACUCCAGCUCGAAAGGCCACUCCGCCACCCCCCAGUAACCUUCCUGUGUUUCCCAUGUUCAAGAAUCAGGCAAAUGCUAACGCCGGGGGUUCAAACGCAAGCAGCGCUAACAGUACGAAUUCGACGAACUCAAAUUCUACUACAGCAACAACUAAUGGGAACGGGGUUACUAUCGAGACAUUACACUUCAAAAUGUCGGGCAUGCAGCAACUCCCGAACUAUAUCGAUGUUAAGCAUUUCUUCUGUGGUGUUAGCCUCCCGAAUGGCAGUAUUCGCUUUAAAUGGGAGGCUCGCUUUCCGGUCAUCUUUAUCAAUGUCAAAGAUCUGGACGACGCCAAGGUUGUCCAAAGGCUUGACGGGGAGCUGCUUGGCCAGACUCCGGUGCACAUGAAGUCCAUUGACAGGAUUGAGUUCCUCAAGGGCGAGGAAUUCUACGUAGAAACUCCGCACCAGUUGGACUCUCUUCGUUUUAAUCGUCCCGGUCAGGGACUCGUUUUGGGCGGACGGGCCAAGCCUAUCGAGCAGGAUCUGGUAGUGGUCAUUAUCGGCAUUCCCUUUGAAGUAACGGAGCACGAUGUGAGGGAGUUCCUUAGUGGAAUUAACGUCACGGAGAUCUUUAUCGAGUACAACCAAGCGGGACAUAGUGUGGGACACUGUUUUGCUAAGCUAGCCUCUCACAAUGAUCUGGAGCUUUCACUCGGCCAAUGCGGCAAACGGAUUAAGCAUCGCAAUGUCGAGGUAUUAGUCGCUAAUAAGCAUAUUUUCACGGAAUCGAAGGAGCUGUAUGAGAAGAAACGCCGUCCUGGAGGAGGAACUGCAGCAGGAACAGUAACUGGAGCUCAACGCCCGCCCCGAAACCACGAAAAGAGGCCGUCGAGGUUUUCAAACAUCGAAGACCCGCCCGCCCUACCUGCGAUGCCACCUCCAACUGGCCGCUUCGGCCUCGAUCCAUCAAAGACAGUGUUAUCCAUACAUGGCUUACCAUUCGACUGCGUUGAUCGCCAAAUUAAAGAUAUGUGCCUCGAACUCGGUGUCAAAACGGAUCAGAUCCACAUAAAAAAUGGCAGCAAUCCCCGCGAACCAAGUUGCGCGUUUGUUGAAUGUCUGAACGCCGAGGAUGCUGCGGUCGUCGCGAACAUGAGUGGCCAGCCAUACUAUGGAUACACAUUGACUAUUGAGGCGGUAACAGUAGAGUUUAUGCGAAAUAGCAUGAACCUUCCUAUUUCCGCUCCUCCCAUGCCGCCAUUUGGUAUGCCCCCGAUGGGCCCACAAGGAUUUGAUGGUCCUGCUGGAGGACCUUUCAGGGGCAGGGGACGAGGUCGUGGGCGAGGCGGUGGUGGCGGUAGGGGACCGCAAGGACAUCAACAAUUUCCGCCCAUGAACGGUGUUAUGCCAUAUCCAGCAGCGGGACCGGGAGCCGGCAUGGGUAUGCCGAUGGGAGACCCAAUGGGAGGUGCUCACAACGGAGGCAGCGUGGUGCCACCUUCUGUCAAGGCCGCACUUCCUGAACUGCCGAUUCUCUCACCCACGGACCCCUUCGCGAAUCCGCAAUGCGUUGUGGCUAUCUGCAACCUUAACUAUGGGGCAGGUGUUGAGGACCUAAUUGAAGUUUUCAAGGACUACAACAUUCGAAAAGAUCUCAUUAUGCGCAGGUACAACGAACAGAACCAACCAACAGGAGAUGCUCGUGUGGCGUUUGCCAACCCCCAGGAUGCUGCAGAAGCUGUUAAACGUUUCAACGGUACUCAGUUACUUGGACGGACACUUCGACUCACGCUUCUGGCGCGUUAAUAGCGUCUUGUAGUUAGCACUAAUAUCCUAACAUGGUUUGCUAAACAUAACAGACAUAUAUGCUAUAGCCCUUACUAGCGCCAUUACCAUAUCGACCAGUUUCAGCCUAUCGACAUACGCAGGCAGGAAUGCCGACGGAGUCGGGACGAGAUGGAAGAUCAGUCAUCGUUAACAGCGCGGACAAACCCUGUUAGUAAAUCAUGCAUGACCGAAGUUCAACAAAUUCUUCUUCAAUGCAACAUGUGUUUGCCUCGAGUGCGUGGCCACAACCGGAGCAGUCAAAUCACUUUACACAUAUUAAUAUAGAUAAGAGUAUAAGAUAUAGAGAGGCAAACAUUACUCAUUACAUUGAAAACAGUUGAACGAUUUUGUUAGCCAUUGUAGUAUGAUUACAUUAUUAUGUCUUUGUUAUGAUUACGUUUCUCGUAUUAUAUUGAAAUGAUGGAGCUGUACGAUUCUGCUUAUUUUGUGUUGGCACCAUAACACCAAAGUGUGUAUAAGGCAGCAAAAUAUCGUCACUACGCAGUAAAUUGAAAUGCGAUCAUCUAGUUUAGAUAGCGGAAAGACCAUUUCAAGUGUUUACAAAACGAAGAUAUGAUCAUUGUUAUGUUACGGUCGAGAAAGCUAGAAAUGUAAAAAGCAUAAUGACAAUAUCAUCAUAACGUAGUAAUUGUAAUGAUUGAGAUAAGUGUGUCAUCCUAGCUAAUAAAGACACCUCAUAGAUGUCCGUCAUAUGCGUUUACCAAAUACUACUCGUACACAAACAAAAUUGCUAAUAAUUAUAAAGAUUACAAGAAUUAGUUAGAAAACUAAGCAACGGUAUAGCUAUAAUUAUAUUAUACAUAUGAAAAUGAAUGUAAUCUUAGUAGUGUCGACUUCUGGUAGAGGUCUUGAAAGCAACGUCAGCUAGUUACAUUCCUUCGAAAUCGAAGGAACGCGGCACAGCUUCGAACCGGAAAGCAGCUUUUGCUAUACUUUCCAAUGGCUGGCACGCUAAAAUAGAGUAGAAGCGAAAAGCAGACGGAAGCUUGAGACAAAAACUAUCUAUGCGAAUAUACGUCAACGAUUGAUUUUAUUAGGCAAAACAAAUGUUACCAUAUAUGUGGAAAACAGUGCACCCAAUAUCGAUCAGAGCGGGUAUGUAAAUAUGAUAUAAUUCUAGACGAAAAUGGCAUUACAAAAUGAUGCCCAUUACUGAACGAUAAACAGACAUUUUUCAUUACUUUUGAAUCAACAAGAAGAUAGUAUAGUAAUUAUCAUUACCCUUACUCAUACUAUUAUUAUUACUGCAGUUAUUAUUUAGAUACCAUUAUAUUUGUAGCACUGAUGUUAUACGAAGCUGAGCGGCGGAAAUCGUAGAUAUACAGCUGAAGAAAACGAAGAUGAUUCAAAUUCGAUUUUUGACGUUUGAAAUGCACAAAGAGGACGGUCGCAAAGUGCUAUUCGAAGAUUGUGAAACUGUAUAAUAAUUAAACAAAUACAAUGUCAUUAUAUUAUUUAACAUUAGCUUUGUGCUCACUUUGUCCGAAUCAUGUUUGUUUGCUCUGAUUACGUUCAUUAGUAUACUAAAUCAAUAGAAAACUAGACGCAUUCAUGUUAUUAUGUUCCUUAGAAAAACAAAUUAAUUCUUACGAAUUGAAGUAUUAAAAAGAUUCGAUAGUUUUUCUCACAGGCACUGCUAACUGUAGAGGCCAAUUUGAGAAUUUACCCACGAGCCUAAACAGGCAUAUGUAUUUAAAAAGUGUAUUCAACCUUUCAAUCGGUGCUUACUCAAG
Varroa destructor (honeybee mite) is the source of this 9362-nucleotide messenger RNA. RefSeq lists its product as uncharacterized. Lineage: Eukaryota; Metazoa; Arthropoda; Arachnida; Mesostigmata; Varroidae. Gene Ontology annotation, molecular function: RNA binding. The record is from RefSeq and is a predicted model, not a curated record.